ACAAAAUACAAAUACAAAUAGUUAUUUAGUCUAUGACUUGUUUUUAUAAAUGGCGGACGUGAAGUCGCACGAAGAAGCACGAAGAAGACUUUUGUUAGUGUCUUUAAAACCUCUUCUAAUUGUGUUAUGUGUACGUGCUUUAUUUUAUCAGAAACAUUAAUUAAAGAACAUCUAAUGUACAAAUAUUCUCAUCGUUAACAGAGCACUUGACUGUUAACCUCAAAACGCCAAACAAAAUGGAGCUCCCGCAGCCACCACAGGAUCAAGACCUACGAAAUAUAAUAGACAAGCUAGCACAAUUUGUCGCAAGAAAUGGCCCGGAAUUCGAAAAGAUGACCAAGACUAAACAAAAAAACAACCCCAAGUUCAGCUUUCUCUACGGCGGAGAUUACUUCAACUACUAUCAGUACAAAGUGACGACCGAACAAGCAAUUCUAAAGCAAUCGGCCGGUGGGCAGGCGGCCCCUGCGCCCGCCGGGGCUUAUACGGCACAGAACAGGCAAUAUGUACUGCCCCAACAGGCCAGCGCGACGCCCGCGCAGCUGGGCCUGGCGGCGUCGAUGGCGGCGGCUCCCGCGCUGCAGCAGUGGCUGGCGGCGCACUCCGCGCCGCCCGCGCGCGCCGACUGCGACGGCGUCGCCGCGCAGAUCGCACUGCUCAGGGAACAAAUUACCCAGUCCGAGAACAAUCUCAGUGCCCAACAUACCGUGUUGAUACAACAACAGCAAGCCAAAAUCAAUGAACUAGUGAGCAAAGCGCAAGUGGAGACCAUACAGAUAAUGGCGGAGGAAAACAACAUAAGUCUCUCAGAACUUGAUAGCAUAUUGCAGCCGAUCAUUGACACUUGUACUAAGGAUAGCAUUUCAACAGGAAAGGGUUGGAUAUUGCAACAUGCAACAUCGCAUGAUGCAGGCAAAGUGAUAUCACAGCAUCUUCUGAGAAAAGUCACUCAGCCAGGUGCUCCCUUCACACAGAAGCUUCACAUCAUUUACCUCAUCAAUGAUGUUCUACACCACUGUGCACGCAAAAACGCUGAAGAUCUCAAGAAAAAUUUGGAAAAUGUGGUGGUUCCAAUGUUUUGCAAUGCCAGUAUAGCCGUCACCGAGGAGCAGGAGGCUAAACUGAACAAGCUGCUGCGGCUCUGGGAAUCUAAGUCCAACUACUUCGACGCGGCCGUCAUUAAAAAAAUGAAGAGCCCCACGAGCUCCUAUCAAGAGUACCAAAACAACCUGAUCGCCCAGCACUCUAAUGCCAUUGCACAUUUGACGCAGCAAACUAAAUCCACAUUCGAAAACUACCAAACCCAGCAUCAAGCCUUUGUCGCGCACACAAUGCAGCAAAUACAACAGAUGGAAAUGCAGAAACACGCGCUCGAACUCAACAAUCAGGAACAAAACAAAGAAAGCCAACAACAGAACAAUGUCCAGCCGCAGUUUCCAAACAACAAUUUCAACGAUCAGAGCUACCAACAACACACACAUUCAGGGUAUGACCAGAACUUCAAUUCUGGUCACCAACAAUACGGCAGCGAGAGUGGAGACAACUAUCCUUCCAAUAAUAGCAUAAGCGGGAAUGAAAAUAGCUAUGACAGCCAAACAUUCGACCAGAUCACAAGUCAAAAGACGCAAGAGAGCACAGAAGAACCUGAUCUAUCAAACCUCCCAAACGUAAACUUCUCACAACCUCCCCCCGGCUUUGAACCUCAAGAGCCUCCCCUGUUAGCAUUCCAAAACGGUCUUCCAGAUCUGAGCAAACCCCCACCUGGAUUCCUUCCAUUCCCCGAGAUUAAUAUUGAAGACUUAAUGCCAUCUGUACCUUAUUUCGAAUUGCCAGCAGGGUUAAUGGUACCACUCAUUAUGUUGGAAGACGACAGAUACAAACCAUUAGACCCUGCGAAGAUUCGGUUACCGCCUCCCGCAGCGCCCAACGAGAGACUGCUCGCGGCUGUGGACGCUUUCUACGCCUCGCCCAACCACGAAAGACCCAGGGACAACGAGGGUUGGGAGAAAUUAGGUUUAUAUGAAUACUACAAAGCGAAAAACGCAGCUCGAAAGAACAAAGAAGAAGCCAUCGCCCAAGGCUUGAGACAGAGGUCCAAGUCGCCGAGCCCUAUUCCUAAAGACUUACAAAAACAACCCACCCCACCCGGCAGAAGAUACAGGUCAUUAAGUAAAUCGCCAGAAAAGAUGUCGCCGAAAAAGUCAAAAUCGCGAUCGCCUUCACCGAGAAGAAAAAACACGUGGAGGCGAGACAGAGAUAGAGAGAGUAAGUCUAAAGGUCGCAGAAGAUCUCGGUCGCGCUCGCGGUCUCGCUCGCGCAGUCGGUCGCGGGAGCGCGCGGAGCGGCACGCGGCGCGCGACGCGUCGCCGCCGCGCUCGAGGCGCGUCGAACGAUCGAGGUCCCCCACUCCUCCCAGUUUUCUAGGUGGCGUAUACGCCGGCCCCUCGCAACAGACGCUCGACUCCAGCAACAAGGGGCACCAGCUGCUGCAGAAGAUGGGCUGGAGCGCGGGCGGGCUGGGCGCCGCGGGGCAGGGCAUCGCCGAGCCCAUCAGCGGCGGCGCCGUGCGCGACAAGCAGGACCAAUACAAAGGAGUUGGAGUGAAUUUGAAUGACCCCUACGAAAACUUCAGAAAGAACAAAGGUGCAGCAUUUAUUACAAGAAUGAAGGAAAGGGCACUGGAGCGGUCAACGUGAUCACCGUAGUCUUACGCUUAGGAUGUAAAUGUGUACAUGCAAUUGUGUGAAUGAAAUAUGGUUUAUUUUAUCUAAAUCAUCUUAAUAAAGAUAUAUGAAUUUUA
Molecule: messenger RNA, 2800 nt
Organism: Maniola jurtina (meadow brown)
Lineage: Eukaryota; Metazoa; Arthropoda; Insecta; Lepidoptera; Nymphalidae
Gene: scaf6
Product: calcium homeostasis endoplasmic reticulum protein
Exons: 14
Coding region: 237-2696 (819 amino acids)
Biological process (GO): RNA processing; intracellular calcium ion homeostasis
Cellular component (GO): perinuclear region of cytoplasm
Molecular function (GO): RNA binding
Source: RefSeq, a predicted model, not a curated record